GACAAGAGCUCUGGAAGCUUACAGGUAAGGCAGUCGUGAGGCAUCAGCCAAAAGGCAGCUACUACUACAGCCUUGCCAUCUAUUUGAUUUCUCAUUCCUUUUUAAAUCUCAUCUCUUCCCUCACAAUAUACUUCUUCCAUCUCUUUAAUUUCCUGUAUACUUUUCCAUUUUGCCCAGCCUUAGUCUUGGAUACCCCUCCGUAAUAUCCAUACGCGCAACUUAUCACCAAUUACUCUGGCAAACCCAGGUCGUCGUCUUACUUUGGUCGCUUUAGACGAUCCUUAUACUCACCAUGUCCACACAAGAUACAGAGGGACAGGGCCAGGAGCAGAACAUGCAAGAAAGAUCGGAUUCUCCUAUACCAUCUACUUCGCCUAUUCCGUCAACCCAACCCCCUCCCCAAGGUUCCCUACUUGAUGCGGCUAUCAGCCAAUUGCUCAAAGAGCACCCAAGUCAAGGGAGCAGAACCUACGAUUCCGAUCAUCGAGAACAUCGAGAUAUCAAUUUGAUCCAUCAAGUUUCAAUUGAAUGUCAAUCCGGUGAUACAUUAAUCAUAGUUAACUUCCCUCAAGGCUAUAAGAAUUGUAAACGGGAAACGUGGACCUCGAAACGAUUCCACGCCAAUUCGGAAAAUCUUCUUGCUACUGGUUCGAAAGUGUUCGCACAGCUAUUGUCCCCCGAGGGACAGGCCCGUAUCCGGAAGAGGAUCGGUGAACCUCUCCCACAGAAAUAUGUUCUUGAUCUUACACCUUCGGUCGAAGGAGAUGAGUUGGCAGCUCAGCUUAUGGAACUAUCUCUCCCUCUCGGCGUGAGAGACUGGUGGAUGUCCAAAGAGAGGCUUGGAAUAUCGAAAUAUUUUGUUUCGGGACACGACGACCACUGCCCUGCUCAUAAUGAAGUCCCUAUCGACUGCAAGAAGACUGAUGAGUAUAUUGAUCAUGACAUGGGAAGAGAGGUACUCCCAAAAAUUGAUCUGGACCAUAUCAUAUUGUCGGAAUCUAGGGCCAUCCUUGAUUAUUGUCCAAUCCGGCAUCGCGCUAACAUCAUUCGCCUCGUCUUAGCCAUCCAGGGCCACGACUUAGUCUUGAACUCUGCACCGCGGGCAUAUACUCUCACCGGCAUUGCGAGAAUACUGGAUUGUACCAAUGCCAUUCGGGACUCGGUGUGCACAUGGUUGAUGGUAGAGCCUAACACCGACUUUGUUGAUAUCAACACCGAGGCUGCCUUCACGAUGGCAUGGAAACUGGAACUAUCCAACGUCACCCGAGCCGCCUUUCGUGUUCUCGUAGUUGAGAGGGCCCUUGAUACUCUAGCUGCUGAGCCUCGUGUGGACGCAGCUCGGUAUACAAUAUUCGGUCGUCCUCGUGUAGACCUUUCCGACGAUUUGCAAACGGUCGUUCAAUAUGCAACACUUAAGCUUGUCGACCGUGUCCAGCAGAUCCUCGCAAAGUUGAAAUCUGAUCAGUUUUACGAUCUGCUCGGAAUAUCGGAAUAUCAGAAGUUCGUGCAGACGGGCAAUCUCAUUCGCAGCGCUCUUUCUGCCAAUACGAGCCACGAUACCGAACAAUCACCGCCAGAAGAACUAUGCGAAUUAUCCACACGGUACACGGCCCUUCUUAAUAGAUUACUAGAAUAUAAUGGUCGGAUCGUGUGCGAGGCAAUGGAUUCCUCGCCUGGUAAUGACCUGCAAAGAGACUACGAUCGCGACCGUCGAUGCUAUGUCCCAGCUACGAGAUGGAACCCCACUGCCCUCAUCUACAAAAACUUCACUGAUGCUCAGCAUCUGCUAACUCCAACCUUCUGGGAGGAGCUGACAUCAAUACCCUACGCGUAUACCAGAGAAACCUAUCCGGACCACUUUUUAGGCGAUACCAUAGAUGCGUUCAACGCCAAGCUGAACAAUAAUAUUCGCUAUCUUGCUCCUACCAGCGGAGAUUUGUUUGGAAUUAGGGUGUAUGACAACUUCUAUUUUGAUCUACCUAAGUUCCGCGACCAACUUCAUACUGCUAUAGAGCGUUUAAUGUUCAUCUGGACGAAACCGGACUCGGAAGCCCCUCUGACCCGAUCGAGGCAUUUGCUUCUAGCAUUAUCGGACGAGGAGUUCCAGUACCUCCCACUUUGGGCUGGUGGAUUUGAUGAUGGCACGGGUGGUGUUUUCGAACCUACUGUACCGGACGCCGACCUUGGCCCCAUCGGACCCGGCCCAGCAUAUCGCACCGGUGAGACGGUGACGACGGAUGUCUCGAGUAUCUGCCAAUCGGACAAGACGCCCAGUCAAGCUAGCACCGUUACCCUAACAGCCGGACGGUCGCUGGCCGCUGUGCCUUCUAACGCAGUGCCUACUACUAUAAACGAUGGCGUAUCUAUGGGAGGAACAAACACUAUGUCUACAUCCUCUAUCGUCAUGGUGGAUGACGUAAACGAGCUGGACGAUGAUACCGACGAUGCGUUCGAAUUCGACGAUAGCGACGAAAUCAGCGAUGAGGCUUGGUCUCAGGUCGAAGAACCUUAAGCUCAAUCAUCCAAGGCAAAUCCGGGGUACUUAUGUUGUUGAUUAGGUAGCAUGGCGGCUUCAUGAAUUCUUUUCGUUCUUGGCGCUUUUAUGUUGUGGGAGAUAUGAGCCAUGAUGGGAUGAUCUAGCAAGCGAGUUUUCUUGGUAUUAAGGGGUGAGGAUAUAUCCCAUUGGAUUUUACGACUCCUUAAUUAGUAACCACCUUCGGUUGUGUUUGUAAUAGCCUUCUAGAGUAGGUGUGAGAUGGUUAGAGGAUAUAUUCGCCCUGAGCGAUAUUUACCUAGGCGACUUGGUUACGUAUUAUUCCCUACCUACCUAGUGUACCUAGUCAGGUACCUGAGCGGGCAAUAAUAGGUACUGUUUCAA
Messenger RNA from Annulohypoxylon maeteangense, 2878 nucleotides. RefSeq lists its product as uncharacterized. The record is from RefSeq and is a predicted model, not a curated record. The transcript has 3 exons. The coding region runs from base 293 to 2512 and encodes 739 amino acids. NCBI's taxonomy places the organism in Eukaryota, Fungi, Ascomycota, Sordariomycetes, Xylariales, Hypoxylaceae.